UUAAAGUUCUUUAAGGAACCAUUAAGUUUGACAAAUAAUAUUUUUAGAAACUCAUUUGAAAAUUGUACUUUGUAAACGAUAAAUUGUAAAAAAUAAGGUAGCCUCCUUUAACUCAAGCCUAAGAAAAUAGUCACAAUGAUCGUUUCAGGUUAUUUUCUUUCAAAAUUAUGUCAUUUAUUACAUUUCAAAACGCAGAGAAUCUUAUUUUAGCUGUUAUGUUACAAUCAUUUUGUUCUCCAUUUCCUUGAUGAACCAUUUUGGCAACUACCGAGGGAUUUACAUCCUCAUGUGAUCCCUGCCAGAAACCCUUUACCUAGAUUUGCAGUCUGUAGACUGCGGCCAAGCUCUGAACACCGUCGCCUUUCGUGCGUAAAGUGUUUCUCACGCUUCUGGGGCCCUCGGGUGCCGAAAGCCGGGCAGAGUCAAUUAUCAGGGGAAUGAAGUUUGAAACCUCCGUUCGUUGGCUCGGGGCGUGUUUUCUUCUUUCGGUGGGUGUUCCCAAAGCAGGACGUGGGCGUGAAUGCGAGUCUGAGGCUCCAGCGGUUCGUGGGAAAGACGCGCAGAGGAGUUUGGAGACUGUACCUAAGCACACCGCAUCACCAUGAAGCGCCCGUCUGAGGACACCACGUCCGACAGCGACAUGGAUGAAACUAUUGAUGUGGGCAGCGAGAAUAACUAUUCUGGUCAAAGCAGCGGAUCAUUUAUAAGAUGUGGCUCACCUACCACAACUUCCCAAGUUAUGGCCAGAAAGAAGCGGAGAGGGAUCAUUGAGAAAAGACGAAGAGAUCGAAUAAAUAGCAGUCUAUCCGAGUUACGUCGCCUGGUCCCUACAGCAUUCGAGAAACAGGGUUCGGCCAAAUUAGAAAAAGCAGAAAUAUUGCAGAUGACAGUGGAUCAUUUGAAGAUGCUCCAGGCCACAGGAGGAAAAGGAUAUUUUGAUGCCCAUUCCCUAGCCAUGGACUUCAUGAGCAUCGGCUUUAGGGAGUGUCUCACAGAGGUGGCCCGAUAUCUGAGCUCAGUUGAAGGUCUGGACUCCAGCGACCCCCUCCGCUCCCGCCUGGUUUCUCACCUCAGCAGUUGCGCCUCGCAGAGGGAAGCGGCCGCCGUGACAACAUCCAUGGCGCAUCACCAGCAGGCCCUCCACCCGCAUCACUGGGCCGCAGCCUUGCAUCCCAUUCCCGCCGCUUUCCUGCAGCAUAGUGGACUACCGUCGUCGGACGGUCCCUCGGGCAGGCUCUCCGAUCUUCCUCAAAGAGGAGCGGCCCUUCUGACCUCCUCCUUUACCCACAGUGACUCCGCUUUGAGAGGGCCGUCUACAGGUAGCGUCGCUCCUUGCAUGCCGCCGCUAUCCACCUCUCUCCUUUCGUUAUCGGCCACAGUUCAUGCGGCGGCUGCCGCGGCCGCGGUGCAAACCUUCCCUAUCUCGUUUCCCGGAGGGUUUCCACUCUUCAGCCCAAGCGUAACGGCAUCUUCGGUGGCUUCUUCUGCCGCGAGCCCGUCCGUCUCCACGUCCACCUCUUCGCAACAGAGCAGCAGCGGUGGAAGCAGUAAACCGUACCGGCCUUGGGGAACUGAAGUGGGAGCUUUUUAAGUUUGGGAUUUGCUCAAAGCUCUGGGUCUGGACGUCUUUGUACAUAUAGAGGAAAAGAACAGCUAGGCCUGCUGUGGUCUGAACCUUGAGGUGUUCUUUUGAAAGGUUUAACAUGCUCCCGCACAUCCAAAAUUACUUUUGGAGAGACAAAAAACUUCUCACUACAUGGACAGGGAUUGCCAUAUUGAAAGAAGAAUUUCCAUGUGACUUUAAGACAUCCUCUCACAAAUCUCUCAUUUUCACACUUUCUCAUAGAGAACUGUUUCAUCUGACCAUACUGUUUCAACUUUGUGAAAAGGGCUAAACACCCACACUACUUAAAUGCUGCAUUUGA
Molecule: messenger RNA, 1925 nt
Organism: Triplophysa dalaica
Lineage: Eukaryota; Metazoa; Chordata; Actinopteri; Cypriniformes; Nemacheilidae
Gene: hey2
Product: hes-related family bHLH transcription factor with YRPW motif 2
Exons: 5
Coding region: 602-1591 (329 amino acids)
Biological process (GO): Notch signaling pathway; anterior/posterior pattern specification; regulation of transcription by RNA polymerase II
Cellular component (GO): nucleus
Molecular function (GO): DNA-binding transcription factor activity, RNA polymerase II-specific; protein dimerization activity; RNA polymerase II cis-regulatory region sequence-specific DNA binding
Source: RefSeq, a predicted model, not a curated record